AACCGUUCGUGCAGUCUCGUUCGAAUUGAGCCCAAGUUCGAGCGUUGACCAUCGUUCUUGAAGCUGUCGUUCAGAUAAUCAAAAGUUAUGUGGAUUUAUCAAAUGCUGUAGAAUUUGGAAUUUGGCUAUUUGCGAUGUAGAAAAAUGCAGUUUUGAAAGAUUUAUAUUCGGACGUGAAGAUUUCAACACUAUAUCGGAGAUGGAGUAUUUCAUGGAUGGUGUUGGAAAUGAACUUCUGGCGUUCCUCGUCGUAUACGUUUGCAUAUUCUUCGCAAUAUUGUUCACAAAUGGCUUCAGCUUUACUUCUCUGAGGAAUCUUAAAUACUUUUGGUCAUACUUGAAGAGUUUAUUCGGAAGAAGCCAUGUCACUAUAGAAGAGCAAGUUUCUGAUGAAACCGAAUCUGAUAAUGAGCAAAAUCAAGCUUUGGAUAUACGAGUUUUCAAUACUGGUUGCUGUGUUUGUUUGAAUGAUGACUGCGAAUUUCCGAUUACUUCGGUUUGUGGGCAUUGUUUUUGUGGAAUAUGCGCUAUGAACUUAAUCGAACAUAACUCAGUUCCAAUUAAAUGUCCAUUUUGUCGUCAAGAAUGUCGAGUACUAUUUUUACCUUCCAAUGAUUUUCGUCACAGCAACAGUGACCUACAUAGAUCAAUUCACAGAUCUGUAACAACUUACAAUUCAAGAGCGGGGAAUCGAAUUCCGUUCUUGAAUAGGUUACGUGACGUGCCAGUGAUCAUUCGUCAUUUGAUGGGAUCGUUUUCAGCAUUUCAUCGAGGAUUAGUUUUUCGAUUGAAAUGCCAUGUCGUAGCGGCCUUACUAUUCGCUCCUUUUUACGUUUUACUGUCUACCGAUAUAAUCCCCGAGAACGUGUUCGGUUUGAUCGGCUUUAUUGACGAUAUUAUUGUUUUAACAUUCCUUGUAAUUAUAAUCGCCCGAACGUAUACAAAUAUUGAUUCGUCGAUGACAUUCGACGAUAUACGAGCUGCUGCUUUUGAAUAAAUUCAUUUCUUUUUUUUUUUAAUAACUGUGUUCCCAUUUAAAGUGUGUAAUUUUAGUUUAAUUUUUACGCUUGCUUUUUAUUACUUGAACAUUUUUUUUAAAUUGCUAAAAAUGUGUUAGCUUUCAUUUUUUUUCCUCGUUUAGUUUGUCAUGAACUGUAUCAGCAAAUCGUAUUUGUGAUCGUUUUUACUUCGUAUUUAAGCAAUCAAAUAGAAUAGGUAGGAUUAGAUUGUUUGUAUUGUAACACUAAAGAAAAGUAUAUAAAUUUAAUCGAGUCUAAAAUCGAAUAUAAGACUGAAAUAGAUCGGGUUUACCUCUACUGUUCAUGCUCGAAAGUUUGUAAUGAUAUUGAAUCUCGUUUUGAGGAGAUAAUUUUUUUUAAACAUUUGUUUAGUUCCUUGAUAUAUUUUUCACUAACCAAUUAGAUUUCAAUCAUGAGAAAAAGUAUCGUUUUGUUAAAUUUAUUAAUAGUCGACGGAAGUAAUUUUAUCCUAUUGAUGAGCUAUUAUAUUUUGUAUGUUGCUAAACAAAAUGAGCUUUUUUUAUACUAAUUAAUUUUUUAUGCUUGUUUUGUUCCUUGAGCAAAUGCACCAGUAUCUACGUAAAUUUGCGCUUUGCCAGGCUCAUCUGAUAUAUUGACACCAUUUGACACUAUGGAUCAUUUACGUUCUUCAAAUAUUUCUAUAAUGUCCCCGGAAUACUUUAUUUCUACCUACAUACACCAAAGGAAAAUCGUACGUAUGCAAAUUUAUCGAAAUCUUAGCAAUAGAAGGUUUCAUUGGUCGUUAUUCUCAAGUUACGAGUAUAAAAAUAACAAAACAGAUUUUUAUGAUCGAUAUAAAUGUAUUUGUAGGUAGCAAAAUUUCGUUUCGUAGAAUUAGUAGGUUUUCUCAACUCGAAUACACAAAUGUGUAUAUUUUCCUUAGUGCCAUUAUACUUUUCUUUUACAAAGCUUUUUCAAGCUUUUCUUUGCAUUUUCAAGACAUGGUCGCUUUUUUUUGUAUUAUGAUUUUUUUACGUUUAAUUUUUGCACAAAUGAUAAUUUGUACCUAUAACACUUUGAUUCGAAUGCUAGUUCUUUAUCAAAAGCGUUCGUAUUUUGCACUUUUUUCUUCGGAGAAAUUGGUAUUUUUAUUUUGUAAUAGUUACCAAAUUUAACAUUACUUUCAAUUCAAUUUUCAUUCGACUUAACAUUAUUAGUAAAUAAUACCUACUUUAUUAAGAUGAAAUAACUACCAUAGUUAUUUUUUUUAAAGAGUUCUUUCAUUUUAGGUUAAUGUUAAUCGAUUUGUAAAAGUUUUCAAUCUCAAGAUGUAUUUUUGUUGUAUCUAAUUUAAUGUACUUUUGUAAGUUGUAUGUUUGAAAGUAAAUAGUUUGUUUAUUCGAAUAAUAAACAUUUUGAAAUAAUUA
This is a messenger RNA of Planococcus citri (citrus mealybug), 2407 nucleotides long. Its product is annotated as E3 ubiquitin-protein ligase RNF170-like. The transcript is spliced from 7 exons. Bases 200 to 997 code for a protein of 265 amino acids. Gene Ontology annotation, molecular function: ubiquitin protein ligase activity. NCBI's taxonomy places the organism in Eukaryota, Metazoa, Arthropoda, Insecta, Hemiptera, Pseudococcidae. The record is from RefSeq and is a predicted model, not a curated record.